AUGGCGACUGAGAGCAGAUCAACGCGUCCCAAAACCACGAUCGAGAUUCCAAUUCCCUCCAUACGACGAUACGUACCCGGUUCUGGCCCGCCGCCACCUCGGAUUACGCUAGCGCCCCCCCGCGAUUCGACAGCAUACAUCAUCGACCAGUUCGUUCUCCCGACUGAAAGUGAUACCACCAAGACCUCCCGGCGCCUCAUUCACUACCACAUCGGCUUCACCGAUCUCCCAGCCGUCAAAAUCCUAAUACCAUGCCAUAAGGUACUGGAUUAUGUCUCGCCGCGCGAGCUGGAGGAUUGGGAGUACCAGAAUGCCGAAAGGAAAGAGGAGGAAAGGGCCCGCGAGGCAGCCGAGAAGCAGCGCGCUGCCGCGAAGAAGGCAGCCCAGGCUCAAGAGGGUAUUCCCACACUAACAGUGCUCAGUCCUGCAGAUGAAGCACUACUCCUCGCUAAAGAAGUCGCUGGCCCCUCACUGUCAACACCCCAGAAGAGGAAAGUGGCCCUGGCGCUAGCCGCUGAGACCAUGGGAGAUACCAGCAGCUACGAGUCAGAUGAUGCUGCCGUACAACGGCAGUUAUACGACGAUGCUGGGUCAGAAAGUGAGGGGAUCGAAGGCGAUUUGGAUGAAGAAUUGGAGUCGGUGGAUCAACUGGCUGCUCCGUAUGAUACGUCUGGCGUUGUGACCCCUUCUCGAGCUGCCAGUUCGGCACCACUUCCCAAACACCCGUUUCCCACCGUAGUUUCCAUGGAAGCGGGUUUUCUAAGCUCUGGCUCCGGACCCUCCAGCAUCCACUCGACCAGCGCACCUACUCCUGGGCAGGUACAUCCUGCGUGGGCGAAAGCCUUGGGGUUACCAAAGCAAGCCGAGCAACCACUUAGCACCCCGGGCCAGAACGGCCACGCAAAACAGAAUGGCUCUCAGCAAAAGCUAAAGGGACAGGAACACAAGGCGCCACCUAAAGAGUCAUCACUUAAGAUGGGCAAGAAAAGAAAACGCCCAGAAUUCCAAGAUGAACCAGCCGUGGGGGAAGAAGCCGCAGAUGGCGAGUGGGAGAUAAAGGAAUUGCUCGAUGAUGGGUGGGUCAUUGAGCAUGGGGUGAACGUCCAUAAAUAUUUGGUUUUAUGGGAGGGUGAUUGGCCGGAAGAUCAGAAUCCUACCUGGGAGCCGGCGGAAAAUAUCCGAGACCAAAGUCUAAUCAGACGCUACGAGAAGAGGAAGAAGGCAGGCCUGCCAAAAUCCUUCAAAAAGGCGCAGAAAACCUUGCACCAUUUCUUCUCGGGGCCCCAGUACUCCAGCGUCGCUGAAGCCUUCGAAGGCGGCAUCGAUGAGCAGGCUGGGCUCGAUGCGCGGGGUCUGGACAGCGAUGCGGAGCCCCCCGAUGAGGAAUUUGUCGUGACAGAGAACGCCGGUGAUCUCACCAGGAAUGGGAUACAGCCGUCACCAAGCUUCCGCUCGUUCGACAACAUGUUGGCGCGGUAUAACCAGAGCUUCCCACGAGCGUGA
Messenger RNA from Canariomyces notabilis, 1503 nucleotides. RefSeq lists its product as uncharacterized. The coding region runs from base 1 to 1503 and encodes 500 amino acids. Lineage: Eukaryota; Fungi; Ascomycota; Sordariomycetes; Sordariales; Chaetomiaceae. The transcript has 2 exons. The record is from RefSeq and is a predicted model, not a curated record.